Messenger RNA from Bufo gargarizans (Asiatic toad), 2817 nucleotides. RefSeq lists its product as uncharacterized. Gene Ontology annotation, cellular component: membrane. Gene Ontology annotation, molecular function: G protein-coupled receptor activity. The record is from RefSeq and is a predicted model, not a curated record. Gene Ontology annotation, biological process: G protein-coupled receptor signaling pathway. Lineage: Eukaryota; Metazoa; Chordata; Amphibia; Anura; Bufonidae.
AUGGCCUUGUCUGGGUUCUGGCUUGGUAAUAAAAAUUAUGGAAUGACCCGUUCUACAUCUGACAAUGCGUUUCUUACAGAAGAUGUGGCUUAUCUUCUUGCUGUAUAUACUAUAUUUCUGCCAUUGCAUCGAAUAUACUUGCAGACUGACCAGAACUUCAGGUUAGAGAACUACCAGCGUGUCCAAGCCGUACAUUUUGCUGUGGAGGAAAUUAACAAAAACCUAGAUUUCUUGCCAAACGUGACCAUAGGAUUCCAGAUCUUUGACUCUUGCACAGUUCUCCAGAGAGCAAUAUCAGGAGCCCUGCAGCUGUUGAGUGGAUAUGGAAGACCAUUGCCGAAUUAUCAAUGUAGGCAGGAUGCCCGUUUGGCUGCAGUUAUUGGACAUUCUAUAUCUACAUACACAAUCUUACUAGCUCAUGUACUAGGGCUAUACAGAUAUCCACAGAUCAGUCACUUUUCCACAAGUUCUCUCCUCAGUAACCACGUUCAGUUCCGCUCAUUCUUUCGAACAGUUCCCAGUGAUGCCUUCCAGUCUCGUGGCCUAGCACAGCUGGUGUUGAACUUUGGAUGGACCUGGAUUGGUCUAGUGGCCAUCGAUAAUGACUAUGGGCAGCAAGGAAUCCAAAUGAUCAAGAGGGAUAUAAUAAAAGCUGGGGCUUGUUUGGCCUUCACGGAGAAUAUAGUCUCCAGUCGACAAGAUCGAAACGCCCCACACAUUGCUCGGGUGGUUAAAGACUCAUCGGCCACAGCAGUGGUCAUCUUCUCUACUGAUAUAGACUUAGCCUAUGUGCUGGAUGAGAUGUUGCGGCAGAAUAUCACAGGGAAGGUUUGGAUUGCCAGUGAAGCUUGGGCUACUUCGCCUUUCUUAUCAGUACUUAAAUAUUCAAGACUUCUUUUUGGGACAAUUGGUUUUGCCCUUCAUAGUGGCACUAUGCCAGGAUUUGGAGAUUUCCUCAAUAGGAUCAAUCCAUCCAUGGUCGUAGGAAGGGAAUGGAUAAAAAUAUUCUGGGAAGAAGUGUUUGGAUGCAAAUUCCUUGAUGAAAAAAUUCCCAAAGUCCUUUCAAACUCAUCGCUAAAAGAAUGCACAGGUCAAGAAAGUCUGGAGAAUAUCCGAGAACAGUACAAUGACAUCUCUGGUCUGAGGGUAACAUACAACAUCUAUACAGCAGUUCUUGUGAUAGCAAAAGCUCUGCAUGAUUUAAGUAAAUGCAAGAAUGGAGAUGGACCAUUUCUCAAUGGAACAUGUGCUGAUAUUGAGAACUUCAAGCCAUGGCAGGAGAGUUUCACCUUGGCACCCAUACUGGUCCAGCCUGAUGUUUCUCAACCUUUUAUUGUGGAGGUUGAUGCAUCGGAGGAAUCUGUAGCUUUUCCUUUCAGCUGUCCUCUGUCAGCUACUCCCAGCUACUAUAUAUUCUCCCUCUCUGCUUCCCAUGUUGCAAGAUAUAGACCUUCCUUCCAGAACUUCUAUUCUGACCUCAGGUGGACAAUUGUUGCUGUGGAGCCGUUGGAACUGGAGCUGUUGGAUCUCCGGUUCAAUCAUGUGGUUGUCUUGCUUCAGCUGUUACAUUACGUGAAGAAGUUACGUCUGAGCAUGUCCAGUGGAAGACAACUCUUCUUCGAUGAGAAUGGAGAUCCACCUGCCGCAUACGAUAUAGUGAACUGGCAUCUCAGCCCAGAAGGAAAACUCCAGCAGGUCAAAGUGGGAAGUUAUGACACCAGUAUAACCAGUGGAAACGUCUUCAUUAUUAAUACCAGCCAUGUGCAAUGGGGAACUAAAGACCACGGGGUACCUGUUUCGGUUUGCAGCCCAAGUUGUCCAACAGGCUUCAGGAAAGCAGCCAGUGUAGGCAAACCUUUGUGCUGUUUCCAGUGCUUACGAUGUCCAUCUGGAGAGAUAUCCAACAAAACGGAUGCAAUACAAUGUACCAAAUGCCCAUGGGAUACGUGGCCAAAUCCAACCCAUGAUCAUUGUGUUCCAAAGACUAAAGAAUACCUUUCAUAUGAAGAUCCUCUAGGCAUAACUUUAACGGCAACAAGUAUCUCCUCUUCAUUGGUUCCUGUGGCGAUUUUUGGACUUUUUAUUCACUACAGAACAACACCCAUUGUUCGAGCCAAUAAUUACUCCUUAAGUUGUCUUCUCCUGUUGUCAUUAUUGCUCUGUUUUCUUUGCUCUUUAGUCUUCAUUGGUUAUCCCCAUCAUGAGAAAUGUCUUUUGAGGCAAGUGACUUUCGGUGUUGUAUUUUCACUUUGUGUCUCCUGCAUCUUGGCCAAAACCAUUAUGGUUGUCUUAGCUUUUAAGGCCACAAGACCUGAUAGUCAGCUAAGAAAAUGGACUAGCCCACGUGUAUCAUAUCUCAUAGUCAUCUCAUGUAUUAUUAUUCAGACCUUUCUUUGCAUUAUGUGGUUGUCAUUCUCUCCUCCCUUUUUAGAAGUCAAAUCAGAAACUAAUUCGGCAGUACUAAUUAUUGAGUGUAAUGAAGGUUCCUCUUUGGCUUUUUGGAGUAUGCUUGGGUACCUUGGUCUCCUGGCCUUCAUUAGCUUCAUUGUUGCAUUCUUGGCCAGGAGACUUCCAGACAACUUCAAUGAGGCCAAGUUUAUCACCUUCAGCAUGUUGGCAUUUCUAAGUGUCUGGAUGUCCUACAUCCCAGCAUCUCUCAGUUCACGAGGGAAAUAUAUGGUGGCCAUGGAGAUCUUUGCUAUCCAAUCAUCAACCUGGAGUCUGGUGAUUUGCAUGUUCCUUCCAAAAUGUUUUAUUAUUGUAUUUAGACCCAGCAUGAACUCAAGAGAGAAACUGAUGGAGAAACCAAAAAUGUGA